Messenger RNA from Hibiscus syriacus, 2728 nucleotides. RefSeq names its product two-component response regulator-like APRR7. The record is from RefSeq and is a predicted model, not a curated record. Gene Ontology annotation, molecular function: protein binding. NCBI's taxonomy places the organism in Eukaryota, Viridiplantae, Streptophyta, Magnoliopsida, Malvales, Malvaceae. Gene Ontology annotation, biological process: phosphorelay signal transduction system; cytokinin-activated signaling pathway. The coding region runs from base 93 to 2432 and encodes 779 amino acids. The transcript has 9 exons.
AUUCGAACAUGUUUCCGAUCCAGCUGAAUAAUGGUGGAUAGUUGAAGCUUCGCUGACUGGUAUCUUCAUUUGUAAUACCUGUAAGUGUCUAGAUGAAUGUUAAUAGUGAUGGUGAAAAAGGUUUACGGGAACUAAAUCAUCGGCACUACGAUGGUAACAAGAGAACUACAAAUGGUGUUGUUGCUGACGAACAAGUGAUGCUGGAAGAAGAUGACCCAAAAGUUAACGAGAUUGCAAGAAAUGUAAAAGAUGGUCGUAUUGGGGCUGUUCAGGCUCCAGCCAUGCGGCAAAUGGCGCAGCCACGGCCUCAAAAUGCAAUGUGUUACUGGCAGAGGUUUCUGCAUCUAACAACGGUUACAGUACUGCUUGUAGAAAAUGAUGAUUCUACUCGCCAUGUUGUCACUGCACUUCUGCGCAAUUGCUGUUAUGAUGUUAUUGAAGCUGCAAAUGUAUUACAAGCAUGGAAGAUACUAGAAGAUUUGACCAAUCAUAUUGAUCUUAUACUGGCUGAGGUGGGAAUGCCAUCCUUAUCUGGUCUUGUUCUUUUGAGCAAGAUUAUGAGCCACAAAACACGUAAAAACGUUCCUGUGAUCAUGAUGUCAUCUCAGGAUUCAAUGAAUCUAGUCUUUAAGUGUUUGUCAAAAGGUGCUGUUGACUUUUUAGUGAAGCCUAUUCGAAAGAAUGAGCUUAAGAACCUUUGGCAGCAUGUUUGGAGGAGAUGCCAUAGUUCUAGUGAUAGUGGAAGUGAGAGUGGAACACAAACUCAAAAAUCUGUGAGAUCAAAAAGCGUUGAGAAGUCUGACAAUAACAGUGGCAGCAAUGAUGAGGACAAUAACGGGUGCGAUGGUCUAAAUGUUGGAGAUGAUAGUGAUGACGGGAGUGGCACUCAGAAUUCUUGGACAAAGCACGCAGUAGAAGUAGACAGCUACCGUCUAGUUUCAUCCUCCAAUAAAUUUGCUGAGUGCCCUGAUAGUACGUGUGCGCAAGUUGUCCAUUCAAAUGCAGAAGUAUCCGAGAACAAAGGGAUGCCAGUGGCUACAGCAAAGGGGUGCCAAGGACGAGAUGAACAGCCUGACAACAUUGCAAUUGGAAAUGGCCUGCGUGUGGACAUGCCUAGAAAUUUAGGUUUACAACUAGAGUGUUCAGUUGAGGUCCCAAUCAGAACAGUUGGAACAAAACAGAUUAACCUGCUUGAGAUGAGCCCCAGUAAGUUAAAUGAACAGAUUGAUAAAAGGCAGCUGGACCUCAAUAGUGAAGCCCCGUCCAGCAAACAGAAGUCUGAAGCAGCUAAUCAAACAGGCAUUACAUCUCUGACCUCUGAUCUUAAGAAGGAAAUUGCCGAGUAUGAGGCUUCAAACAGGCUUUCAAAAAUCUCAGAUGGCAAUGAUAAAAUUGUCAAUGAUUCUAAAGAACUACCGUCUAUUGAACUGGGGUUGAAGAGAGCUAGAGGAGUUAAAGAUGCUGGGACUGUAGUUAGGGAUGAGCGAAAAGUUUUGAGACGUUCAGACUCUUCUGCCUUCUCAAGGUAUAAUACUGCAGCAAAUGCAAAAAAGGUUCCUGUUGUCAACACUGGAAGCUCGUCUGCACUUGAUAAUAAUUUAGAACUGACUAGAAAAGGAUCAGUAUGUGAUAAUCAUUCUCGUUUGGUUAAUGACCUUCCCAAUCAAAGCUCAAAUGUUGGCAGCAAUAACGUUGAUAUGGGCUCCACGACUAACAAUGCCUCUGCCAAGGCUGCAGCCGAGAAGAAUAAGCUAGCUGUAUCAUCCACUGUUUUCCAACCUAUGACAAAUGACCUUUUAAGUGGUGCUCAUAAAGUUGUGUUAGACAAGGGUGAUGAUGUAGCUACUACAGCAGGACCGGCUCAACCUAGAGGAACUCACCAAGACCUGCAAACGCAACACCCACGAAAUCAUUAUGAUCAACAUUGCCAUCUUUCUCAUGGUAUGCAGCAGCAGCGGCGGCGGCCAUCAGAGCAUGAUUUAUCUUUGAAAAAACUAGCUGCGGAUGCUCCUCAUUGUGGGUCGUCAAAUAUGUUGGGCGGGCUUGUUGAAGGAAAUGGUGGCAACUACAGUACCUCAGGUAGUAACCAUGGAAGCAAUGGGCCAAAUGGAAGUAGCAAUGCAGUCAAUACUGUCGGGGCAAACAUGGAAAGUGAUAACGGAAUAGCUGGGAAAAGUGGAAGUGGUGAUGCAAGUGGCAGCGGGAGUGGCAGUGGGAGCGGCAGCAAAGCAGACCAGACCAAGUCUGCUCAUAGGGAGGCUGCAUUGACCAAAUUUCUUCAGAAAAGGAAAGAGAGAAGCUUCCAGAAAAAGGUUCGGUACCAAAGCAGGAAACGACUAGCUGAACAACGACCUCGCAUCAAAGGGCAGUUCGUGCGACAAACACCGAACAAAAAUGACCCUGUAUCCGAAGGCAAUUCAUGUGACGAAUAAUGAAGGAAACAAGAAGAAUGAGAGAGAAAUCAAAUCCUCUUGCUGAUACCACAAAGUGACUGGACUAUUUGACAAUGUUAGGCACGAUGAGCUGUGUUUUAUUGCUAUAGACCUUCCUUCCUCUCUUUUUUUCCGUUUGUUUUAUUUGUUGUUCUGGACUUGAAUUGUACAUUAGGGGAACUGGAGAAGACAGAAGACUUCUAUAACAAGACCCCAUUUGAUUUGGCUUGUGGAUUCAUGAACAUCAUUGAACAAUAGGGGACUUGGAAAAUCUUUUUAAUCAUGUUUUAUCGGUU